Messenger RNA from Pimephales promelas (fathead minnow), 7685 nucleotides. RefSeq names its product dystroglycan 1 (gene dag1). Gene Ontology annotation, cellular component: sarcolemma; basement membrane; dystrophin-associated glycoprotein complex. The record is from RefSeq and is a predicted model, not a curated record. Gene Ontology annotation, biological process: axon guidance; morphogenesis of an epithelium; muscle attachment. Gene Ontology annotation, molecular function: calcium ion binding; laminin binding. Lineage: Eukaryota; Metazoa; Chordata; Actinopteri; Cypriniformes; Leuciscidae.
AUCGCUUGUUUUGUUGCUGUGUUGGAAUUUUUAUUUUAGAGGACUCUGGGAUCGAGUGGACAGACUCUGCUGGUCGAGUCUGAACAGUGAAAGUUUUUUAGCAGUACAAAUCAGGGUCUCACAUCAUUAAUUUCAAUAGGGAAGACGUUGAGAUGCAGCAAGGAGGCACAAUAAUAAUAAUAAUAAUAUCUAGUAAAUAUAAUAUAAUAAAAGUAUAUUUUUAAUUUUUUUAUUAUUAAGUUCUAAACAAUCAGCCUAUUGAAAAAUAGUUCUUAAAGAAGUCGAAAAGCAGAUUAAUAAUAGAUAUAAAAAUAGACAAAGAAUAGUGUUAAAUAAAUAAUAAAUGUAUUUGAUCAAAUGUAUUUAUGUCAAAUGUAUUUAAUCAAACAGUACAAAUUAGAGGAUGUGGACUGUAAAAAAAAAAAUAAGUGCGUAAAUCGACCUCUUUUACAUUUCGGGGUUUUUCAGAAGCGGAAGUCAUCAUAGUUGGGUAAACUUCUAUAGUGGUGAUGAGACUACAUUGAAUAUGUAUAUAUUUUUGUGUGUUCCCAACACUCCACAAUAGUGUUUUGACAACUUUCACAAAAGGGAAAAAUAUAGAGACUGAUAACAGAAGUCAGAAGAGAGAAAGAUGUUGUUUUUACAGUCACUCCUACAGCCGCUGUAGAAACAUUUUAACUAGUUUCUUGAAAUCUGAUGCAAAGGUAAUAAUGUUACACAGUAUAGUGUUGCAAAUGUGCAUGCCUUUACAAAAAAAGAAAGAAAAAUAAUAUAAAAAAAACUUUGCAGGUUUUAAGAUGUGGAUGACUGUUAAAACGCGUCAUCACAGUCUGCGAAAAGGGUCCAUUAACGUAUCUAUAUUUUUCCUACAUGCAGUUUGUAUAUUGUUGUAAUCUACUUGUGUUUUUGAUACCUUGGCAUUAAUAAAAAAUAAAAAUAAAUAAAAAAUAAUGUAUCUAUAAGUCUGUGUUCGGCUGGUCGCGUCUCGCGGUUGCACGGUGAAUUGGUUCAAUCGAUGUAGUCCACUCUGUGCUCGGCUGGUUGGGUCUGGAGACUGAACAGUGAAAGUGUGUGUGUGUGCGGAUUGAUUCGUGUAGAUGGAGAGAGAAGAGGGGUAGAAGGGCGAGAUUUCUUCUCCUCCUUUGCGCACGGAUGCGUCUAUAAGCUUGAAAUCAAGAUAUGUUAAUAGCUGCGAUGUGACGCCGAUCUAUCCCCACCGAGGUCUUAGAGGCAGCCCCUUAACUAUGGGAUUUCAAAACUACUGAGGGCACUUUCACAAAAGGAGGGAAAAGAGGCGUAAUCGAGAACAAAAGGAGAGGAUUGAGCUUUUGAAAAGAGGAUCAGUUCUUUCGGACUCUGUGGGGUGCAUGCUGCCCCCUCAACUGGACGUCCUCUUUUGUGCGAGAGAAAAUAAAAGCAGGCAUGCGCAAUAAACUGAAAGAGUUCCGGGAUGGGGGACGCCCCAUGCUGGGGCAGAGGGACAGGACUCUUGUGGUGCUGCUGAUCGCAAUGGUGCUGACCGUAACGGAAGUGCGGGCUUCCUGGGAUCAGAACCCUAUGGAAGUUCUAGGCGAUGUAAGGCAGCUGGAGGCGUCUAUGCACUCGGCGGUCUUGUCGGACCUACGUGAGGCUGAAGCGGCGGUUGUGUCCGUGUCGCAGCCCAGCGGCUUCCCAGACUCCUCAGCGGUGGUGGGCAGGGUGUUCCAAAUGGGGCUGCCCAUCAAAGCAAAGGACGCCAGGGGUGUAGUAAAGAUCACAGAAGCAAGCAAGGAUGUGCUCCCAGCAUGGUUGCAUUGGGAUGCAGAGAGUGUCACACUUCAAGGCCUUCCUCUAGAGACAGACAAGGGCGUUCACUACAUAUCUGUUUCUGUUUCCAAUGAAAGCCAAGUCUCCCAGAGCCCAGAUGUGUUCUCCAUUGAGGUGCACCCAGAGGAGCAUGCUGAUACAGACCCUUUUCAGCUUGCAAUCCAGCAAUCAGCCAGCAAUGAUGUCCAACCUUUCAUCUGUGGCAAUGAGGAGCCCGUUACUGUGCUUACCGUCAUUCUGGAUGCUGACCUCACAAAGAUGACCUCAAAGCAGAGGGUUGAACUACUUGCCAACAUGAAAAAGUUCUCUGGCAUGGGGCUUCAGCACAUGAAGAUUUUGCCAGUGGUUAACAACCGUUUGUUUGACAUGUCUGCUUUCAUGGCAGGACCAGGAAAUGCCAAGAAGGUGGUUGAAAACGGAGCCCUUUUGUCCUGGAAACUUGGCUGCAGUCUGGAUCAAAGCAGCAUUCCUGAUAUUAGUAGUGUUCAGGUCCCGGCAAAAGAGGGUACCAUGUCCGCACAGUUGGGGUAUCCAGUUGUUGGAUGGCAUAUCGCUAACAAAAAGCCCCAUGUACCCAAAAGGGUGCGAAGGCAGCUCAACAACACCCCCACUCCCAUUCCCUCAUUACUCCCCCCAACAGCUUACCCUGAGCCCCCGAUCCGUAUUGUCCCCACACCAACCUCUCCUUCUAUUGCCCCUACCUCAGAAAGUUCUGCCCCACCUGUUCGUGGUCCUAUGCCACUUCCCGUGAAACCUACCAUUCACAACAAAGAUCCUAUUGCCUACACUCCAACCUUAGGCCCCCCUCAACCAACACGUGUAAUGGAAACCACCAGUACUAUUGGCAUCCAGCCCACCAUGACCAGGCCUGUAUAUGUGGGAACCUCUGUGACCCCAGCAACACCCACCACCAGGACAAAACCAACAAAAAGGCCUCCAAAGAAACCCAAGACAACACCAACACCAAAAGAACCCAAGUCCACCACAACCAAACCACCAAGACGCACCACUCCCGCGGUUAUUGAUGGCAAUGUAAAACCCCAGCUGCGUAACCCAAUCGAUCAGGUGAAUGCCUACGUUGGCACCUACUUUGAGGUGAAGGUUCCAUCUGAUACAUUUUUCGACAAAGAGGAUGGAACUACAGAUAAGUUAAGGCUCACCUUGCGCAAAGGCAAUGAGGUAGUUGGGGAUGAUUCCUGGAUACAGUUCAAUAGCACAAGCCAGUUGCUGUAUGGAUUACCAGACCAGGGGCACGAAGGAAAACAUGAGUAUUUCAUGCAAGCAACUGACAAAGGAGGUCUUUAUUCAAUAGAUGCCUUUGAGGUCCGUGUCAAUCGAUGGGGUGCCAGUGCUAAGUCACCGGUGUUGUUUACUGCUGUGUUUGAGGGGGAUGCACGUACAGUCACCAAUGACAUUCACAAGAAAAUCCUUCUCGUCAAGAAACUGGCACAGUCUUUCGGUGAUCGAAACGGCAGCACUGUUACACUGAAGAACAUCAUCAAGGGCUCCAUCAUCGUGGAAUGGACCAACAACAGCCUUCAGCAAAACCCCUGCCCAAAAGAGCAAAUACAGCAAUUGAGCAGAAAGAUCUCUGAUAAUGAGGGUAAACCUUCUGUACAAUUCACCAAAGUCAUGGAGCCCGACUUCAAGCCAAUAAAUAUCACUGUCAGGGGCACAGGAAGCUGCCGUAACUACAUGUUUGUACCGCUAGGUGAGAUCCCCGAUCCGACCCCAUCUCCUGUUACUCCCGCUGUGGGCGCGGGAAGACAGAGCACUGAUGAUGUUUAUCUUCACACCGUCAUACCGGCAGUGGUGGUUGCAGCCAUUUUGCUGAUUGCCGGAAUCAUUGCCAUGAUUUGCUAUCGCAAGAAGCGCAAGGGCAAGCUGACUAUAGAAGACCAAGCAACUUUCAUCAAGAAAGGAGUGCCCAUUAUUUUUGCUGAUGAGCUCGAUGACUCUAAGCCACCCCCCUCUUCCAGCAUGCCCCUUAUCCUUCAAGAGGAAAAGCCUCCGCUUCCUCCACCAGAGUAUCCCAACAUGGCUAGUCCAGAGACAACACCUCUGAACCAGGACCUUUUGGGAGAGUACACCCCUCUACACGAUGAGGAUCCUAACGCCCCUCCCUACCAGCCACCACCACCCUUCACUGUCCCAAUGGAGGGGAAAGGAUCCCGUCCUAAGAACAUGACCCCAUACAGAUCUCCACCCCCUUACGUGCCACCCUAAUGUUUGCUGAAACCUCCGGAGCAGGAGGAUGGGGAACUUGUAGUUCCACACCAGUGUUGUCUCUUUGCAUUAUGGGAUUUUUAGAAGGGGGUUUGGGUUUGAAUGUGAUGGGAAGGUUUUUGUUAAACAGGACUCUUAAGGAGAAGUGGGAGGGUGGGGUGAGUGGAUAGUCUGCGAAGGACAGCAAGAACAACCUCAGCCUCUGACUACUCUGGUUAUUGCUAAACUGUUGGGGAUGUACCCUCCAGUCCUGGCGCUUUUGUGUCUAGAUGGGCUUUUUUUCACUAAUUUUUGGUUUUGUUUUAUUUCUUUGUUUUUUGAUUUUCCUUUUUUUUGACUCAGAAUCAAACUCCUUGCCUAACAGCACUCUUUUUAUCUUCUGAAUUCGUUAAUCUUGAAUAAUAUAAGCGGACAAUAAAGCUGACUGCAGGUGCAAAAUGUUUCAUAGAGAAAUUCAAUAAGAGGAGGGGAAUAGAAGAAUGGCCUUGAGAGACUUGGACAGGCAUGCAGACAGUUUUGUGGGAUGUCGAUUCAUUAUGGUUUUGCCUUUUAACACAAAAUUAAACUGUUUUUAUUGUUAUUCACAUGUCUAGUUAAAUCACUACAAGAAGAGGUAGCCAAAACGAAAGAUUUGUUUAAUCCACUGUAUAUUUGAAAGUUAUGCUAGAACAUCUUUAAUUUUUAUUAUAUAUAUUUUUAUUACUUUUUUUAAGUAUCACACUGAAAACACUAUUUUCCACCCCUCAAUUCUGAAGAAAAAAAAGCUAAUAUUAAAUCACUGAGUGAACAUCGCAAAGUAUGUUCUGACUUGAGAAAUGUAUAGUGCUGUAUAGUUUCGUGCAGGCCAUGUGAAACUUUUGGAGGAGGUAAUCUCAUGAGUGAGUCGUCUAUGCAGAUUCUGCCUUUGACCUGUCAGGCUGAAGCCCAGUACUGAUCUCACUUAGUCAUAUUUCCCAUAGGUCAUCAAGAAAUCUUGUGAUGUAAUUGGAUGACGGCAUCUCCGUGUCCUUAAUUCUCUCAUAAAACUGCAGGAACAAUGUUCAGCACCCUCAAGUCAAAACCACCAAUAUACUGUUUCACCAGUUAAACUCAAGCUACUGACAGCCAUUGAGACCGAUUGCUCAAUUUCAGACUUGAUUUAAUCAGAACAAGUUCUGGUUUCAAAUGAUUUGUAGUUUCUUUUUCUUUUAUUUUUCUGUUGUUAUUUAAAAUAAAAAAAUUAUAUAUAUAUAUAUAUAUAUAUAUAUAUAUAUAUAUAUAUAUAUAAUUUCAGUGAUGAUUAUGGAGUAUAUGCCUUGGAUCCACUCAAAAUAAUUCUAAAUAAAAACUGAUGAUUUUGAUAAUAGUGACCCAAUCCUCUACACAACGGCAUUGUUUAUUAUGUCAUGUCAUUAUUAUUAUAUAUUUGCAGUUGAAUGCCAUAUUUUGCCUUGGUGGUAUCGCAGCAAGUGUCUUCUGUACAUAAUAUUCUGCCUGUGGAUAUAACUGUAUUUAUAGUCAAAACGUGUGUAAAUCAGAUAUGGUAAAAAAAAAAAAAAGAAAAAAAAAUAGGAGAAAAAAUAUUACCGUUUGUUUUAGAUGAGGGGUGAUUAUUUUUUAUACAUAUAUAGUGAUGGUUAUUUAACAAAAAAAAUCUUUGCGCAAGGCCUGGAAUAGGAGUGAAAAGAGCCGGUUUCAUUUACAAAAUCGUCACAGAAAAAAAGGUUGAUAAAAUCACGAUCUAAUUUUUUAUAAAGUUUUUGAUACAGCCUCAAAUUGUUUAUUAAAAACAAUAAAUAUAUAGUGUUCUGCAAUUUGUAAAUCUUUAGUCUUGGUAAUUGAUUGAUUCAUUAUCUAUAGCUUUUCCUCAUCUGUCUUUUUUUUAAGUGGAUUUCUUUGUUUGCUUUAAAUUUAUUUAACAAAAUAGAAAAGGCGGAUUGUGUUGUCGGGAAAAAUGUUGCCCUUUUGUAAUCGUUUUUUUUCUUUCUGAUUCGUGUUUUUUUUCUGAUUCGUUUUACGCUCCUUUGUUUUGAGGUUUGAUUUCAAAAGUGACAUUUGCAAUAAUAAAGGUGUGACGUAGUCACGGCUGGUCAGUAGUAGUGUGCAAGAUGUGUGUGAUGCGUCCUCGAUUCUGACAACCCUAGAUGACUGAAUUGUUUGGCCAUGCAGAGAGUUAUGUAUGGAUGUAGCUUACUUUUGGGGUGUAAUGCUAACUCGUUUUUUAAUGCUUCCAUUUAUCAGUUAACCAAUAUCCAUGUCUCUUUAGUACGUACCAGCAGUUUCAAGUUGGAAAUGUCGGUCUUGCAAAAGAUACAAGUUAGGAUUGAGGUACAAAAAUAUUGCAACAUGCACUUCAUCUUGGUACGACGUUGAAAAAAAAAUACUGAUUAUUUUUGCAGUUUAACAAAGAAGCAAAGUUAUCUGUUAGGGCUGUGAAAUGAUUAAUCGCGAUUAAUCGAAUCCAAAAUAAAAGUUUUUGUUUACAUUAUUAUAUGUGUGCGCACUGUGCAGUGUGUAUAAUUAUUUUGUAUAUAUAAAUACACACAUAUGCAUGUAUAUAUUUAAGAAAUAUAUGCAUGUGUGUGUUUUUAUAUAUACAAAAUAAUUACACUACACACUCGUAUAUUAUAUAAACACAAACUUUUUUUUGGAUGCGAUCAAUCGCGAUUAAUCGUUUCACAGCCCUAGUUGAAACUAAAGUUCGAGCAAUUUGCCAGUAAGGUAAGAAAUAAUUUUUAUAAUUUACAGGAAUACAAAAUCAGCAAAAAAACAGAUUCUUUUGUUUCAAUACAUUAUUUAUACGUUUACGUAGCAUUAAGUCUACUGCUUUCUCAUUAGCACAACUCUGAAUAAAUAUUUUACUUGGAAAAAACCAAAGAUGCAGAUUACAAAAUAGCUGUUGUUUGCCAAUGUUAAGUCUGCUGCUUUAUGUUGUUAAACGGAAUGACGAAUAUGUAAAAGUACAACAGUUUCCCCUUUUAAGAAUGGUUGCUUGUUUUUCCUACAAGUGUUGUAGGUCAAUGGAGAAUAAGAUUACAUAUAUUCAAUCUAUAUGGUUAUUUUCACAAACCCUGAGCUAAAGAUUUUAAUCUGUAUCGCAAUAUUCGUUUCAUUCUCCGGCACAGUUAUGAUGUCUAUACAUUUUUUUUAAUUGUGAAAUCAAGUUAGACUUAAUUUUUUUUUUUUUUUUUUUACAGAAUUUCAGCCUGCAGAAGUAAAAAAAAAUCAUAUGCAUUUUGUUUGAUUAGUAUGAAUAUAACUUUAAUACGUAAAACUGGAAUAUCAUGCUUUUACGUUUGAUAAGAGGGGGAAACGGUCAGUAUGUUUUGUGUGUAUGAGUUCUGUUUCUUUUUGUUUUUAUCGAUGUGUGCAAGCUGUAUUGCAGAGACAAGCCGAGUUGACGUCGAACAUUUAAGCAAUGCAUUUCUAAAGGUGCUGAGGUUGACCUUGGGGGCCAGGUGUAACAAAUGACAGUGAUGUGUUAAAUGAGACGCCUUUGAGGUCUGACAACACGCAGAUGCUGCGAUGAAGUGCAACCUAGUAAAGAAUUCAACACCAACGUAAUGACGAAAACCACUUUAUUCAUUCUCUUUCAUGUUAAACGGCAUUGGUUCAUUUAUACCACCAAACACUGUAUGUUUGAAUCUUGUAUUAAAAAGUGUUCUCACCGGGAA